AAACCAAAGAAUGGCAAUGCCAGCGCAGCCACAGAGUUCCUCACAACAGUCUCAGGCUACACAUGCAAUUCAAGCACGACGUAUCUCAAGUUGGGCAGCCAUUCGUCCGUUACUCAUAUCUCAUGCUUGUUUUGAUAAAAUAAUGACGCCAACAGUCGUGAACGCUAUUGGAGGACAUAAAGUUCUUGUCACACCGCUUGAACUAUUCUUGUCUUGCCAUUUACUCUUGAUCUAUUUCAAGAAAGUCAUUGCUCCGAAGUUUGGAAAAACUCUGGUAAGUCAAGUAUAUGAUAUAAGCAUUGCAUGGAUAAUAAAAUACAUGGAUAGGAAACUAGCUGACGUGACCUAAUGUUUUCAAUGGGAUGAUGGCGUUGAAAUCUAUUUGCAAACCAAAUUUUCAAAAACGGCAUGUUUAGCGAUAAUACAGCUAAACAUUUUAGUCAAAGAGCAAAUAAAUAUAACCAGGCCAUUCUACGAUGAAACCUCUAAGUAUUCCCAGUCAAUUUUAGCAAAUAUUUCAAGCACUAAACAGUGAAAAAUGCAUCGCAAAUUUCGUAAAAAUUGGCGACGCCAAUUUCGUAGCUACAAAUGUUAAAAAAUACAAAACAAAGACGAAAAACAUUUACCUUGAAUACUUUGUCGUGGCUUAGGCAUGUUUUUAAAACAAUUAGACCAGUUUAUGCUUCAAUAUUACUCUUUUAAAGCGGAAAAUAUAGCGAAACAACAAAAAUGCUGAGAACCAAAUUUGGCAAUACACGUGACGUCAUGGAUUGCAACUAGGUUUAGACUGUGACGUCAGGAAGUUUCCUAUCCAGUUAUUUUACAAUCCAUGAUAUAAGUCAAGUUUCUUUUAAAUUAUAUAAUAUUUGAAUAAUUAUAUAUGAUAUAAUUAUUAUUAAUGAUUGAAUGAAUGUAUCAAUUCAUUGCAACCCAACUGUAUCUCCCAUUAACGCGCAACAUUUCUCUCUUAAAAAUCGUCUUGUAUAAAAACAUUUUCUUCCGAAGUCCAGGGACUGGUUGUUCGAAAGCCGAUUACAUUAACCCUAAGUUAACCUAAAGUUUCCAAGCAAACGUCCCAACGGAGCCGUUUAUGAACUUGGAAAUAUUUCUUAAAAAAUCUUGCAUGGAUCAGUACGGGUUUUCUUCGCUGAAGUUUUGAAAUAGACACGUGGAGAAAUACAUAAACUAAACCAGCAGGUUAUAUUUUAACCGAGGUUAGCGCUAAUCCAGCUGUGAAUCACCUGCCCAGAAAACUUAGAGCAAACAUGAGUACAAACUAAAUUAUGGAUUUUAUGUGUAUUUUCAGGGUCACAUCCGAGGCAAAGCUGAUUUAAGUGGACUUAGCUUUAAGACAUCCAACCUGAAAUUAUCCGUGGUUUUAGACGCGACUUUUACAUCUCUUCAUUUAGAUGUUCAACCAUUACAAGGUAGGAACACGUAACGGAGUAUUUUAACCACAGAAUAGAGACCUUACAGAAGACAGACUUCUUGGUUUUGGCUAUGAUUUCAGUGGUAAUCGUUGCAAUGCUGUCGCCAUGUUCCUAACCAGUACCCUUACGAGAGGCAUUCAUCCCUCCCUGAAAACAGUCAAAAUGGCGAAUGUUUAGGGGAUGAAUGCCUCUCGUAAGCUUACUGGCUAGGAUGAUACCGAGGCAUGCAUUGUAAUGACGAGUCAUUGAAAUUGUCUGAGUUUUCAUAUUUUGAUUAAAUUUUGCAAAUGGUUUUAAUUACUAGUUUUUUUGUUAAAUAACUUACCCUGUCGUUGGGAUUCAAAGAAUUUAGCACAGAUUCCGCUGCACUGACAGCAAUUUGGAUUAAUGUUUUAUUGCCAAUAAUAUCUGCCAUGGAGCCACUUUUAUACAAUACAAUACAAUAUACAAAUUUAUUUAGAACCUCCCCUUAGGGCUUUUCAGGUCUAAUUACAAGUUUAUAAGUUACAAUUUACAAGUAAUGAGUUUAUAAAUUACAAUAUUUAGUAUAGAUAUAAAAUUGAGCGUAUAAAUUCAGAAUUUAAAAAGUUAUGUAUUAGUUUUAAAAAUUAGGCAUUAAGGAGCCAGGUCUUUAAUGACUGUUUAAAAGUGUUCAAUGAAGUACUCUCUCUAACAUUGUUCGGUAAACUAUUCCACAAUUUAAUAGCUCUGUAUCCAAAUGAACGUUGGGCAAAGCUUGUUCUACAUUUUGGGAUAUCAAGAUUAUGGCUAUUACGAGUGCUACGAUUGUGUACGUCAGAACGUCUCUUUACAAAAUUUUUUAAAUACAACGGU
Messenger RNA from Paramuricea clavata, 2264 nucleotides. Lineage: Eukaryota; Metazoa; Cnidaria; Anthozoa; Malacalcyonacea; Plexauridae. The record is from the annotation of a GenBank genome assembly.